This is a messenger RNA of Bombina bombina (fire-bellied toad), 7729 nucleotides long. RefSeq names its product anoctamin 6 (gene ANO6). Gene Ontology annotation, molecular function: protein dimerization activity; chloride channel activity. Gene Ontology annotation, cellular component: plasma membrane. NCBI's taxonomy places the organism in Eukaryota, Metazoa, Chordata, Amphibia, Anura, Bombinatoridae. Gene Ontology annotation, biological process: chloride transmembrane transport; calcium activated phosphatidylcholine scrambling; calcium activated phosphatidylserine scrambling. The record is from RefSeq and is a predicted model, not a curated record.
UACUUGCUCAUUAGACAGAGGAAAACCGAAUCUGCAGGCAAUACAGAAUCUGGUGUCAUAAUAUUUUCCUCAGGUCCUCAAUCAUAUGAGCUGGUGAAGAACAGAAGACUUGAGUUGCACGCAGUGUAGCUAUACAGCAGAUCACCAGCAAUGCUAGUUUGAUUUGUAACAUUUUUUUAACUUAAAAAGUUGGGUGGAACAUGUGCCUGAAAGUUUAGAAGUGGACGUCUCACAUAACAGAGGAGCCAACACCCCGCACUGCUCAGAUCGUGUGUGUGAGAGAGCCCUGCCCUCUCUGUGUAUUGCUGCCUACCCUAGGGUGCUGGUCUUCUUUGCAGCGCCUUCCUAUGAGCCCUGGCUGGAUCUGUAGCUUGGAUAUUUUCACGUUGAUGGUGUAUAUGCUUUAAAGAAACAGACCUAUUGUAUACCACAAGCAUAAUGGCUUAUGCCAGUGAUGAAACCUCAUUGGAGAUGGACGAAAUAUCAGAGGACGGGGAGAUGAUAGUUUCGGAAGAAAUGGAACAAACCCUGUUUCCUACUUAUGGGACAAUGCAAGCAGAUGCACCAAGAAGUCACACUGCUGAAAUAGUGGAUUUUAAUCUCAAUUCAGAAUCAUUAUACUUCAACGAUCAACAACGACGAAUUGAUUAUGUUCUUGUUUAUGAAGAUGAAAGCAUGAAAGAAAAGACACCAAACAAGAAAAAUGUUCAUUUGAAGCAGAAGAGAAAAAGGCAAGCAUACGAGUCAAACCUCAUGAGAAAUGGCUUACAAUUGGAAGCAACACGGUCUAUAUCAGAUGAAAAACUCAUCUUUGUAAAGGUGCACGCUCCAUGGGAUGUGUUAUGUACUUAUGCUGAAGUGAUGCACAUCAAACUGCCUCUCCAACCCAAUGACCUAAAGACACGUCAUUCAGCAUUUAAUUGGUUCACAAAGAUUUUUACAGUUAAUGAAGAUGUUAUAAAACCGGAACAAGAAUUUUUCACGGCACCUUUUGAAAAGGAUCGUUUUAGUGAUUUUUAUACUCAAGACAAAGAGGCUUUUUUCACACCGGCAACAAGAAGCCGAAAUGUCCAUUUUGUCCUUUCCCGUGUGGAGUAUCCUGUAAAGGAUAAUGUAAAGAAAUUUGCAUCUAACAAACUUUUGGAUUCAGGGAUCUACAAAGCAGCUUUCCCCCUUCAUGAUUGUAGGUUUAAUGAGAAGUCAAAGGAUCCUGGUUACCCUAAUGAAAGAUAUCUUUUGUACAGGGAAUGGGCUCCACUGAGCUUUUACAAGUCGCAGCCUUUGGAUCUUGUAAGGAAAUACUAUGGAGAGAAGGUUGGGAUUUACUUUGCUUGGCUUGGUUUCUACACACAGAUGUUGGUGGUGGCAGGAAUAGUGGGACUUGGAUGUUUCUUGUAUGGAUAUAAAUCUCAGGAAACCUGCACUUGGAGCAAAGAGGUUUGUGAUCCAAAUAUUGGAGGAAAUAUCAUUAUGUGUCCACAGUGUGACAAGGAAUGUACAUACUGGCACCUUAACAUCAACUUGUUCAUCUUCAAAAGGUUCCAUCCUGUAACUAUGAGGAUGAAGAUUUUUGUUGUUGGCGCUUUGAGGUGCUUGUACAGCUAUUUACCCUCUUCCCUUGAGUUUUGGAAGCGAAGACAGGCUGAACUUGAGUAUGAGUGGGACACUGUUGAGUUUUUGGAGCAAGAGGAACAACCUCUUCCAGAGUAUGAAGCAAAGUGCACACAUGUAGUUAUAAACCCAGUAACUCAGCAAGAAGAACAUGUGCCUUACACUACUUUUGGGAAAUGUUUGAGAAUGACAUUCUGUACAAGUGCGGUUCUAUUCUGGAUUCUUUUGAUUGUUGCUUCAGUAGUUGGCAUUAUUGUGUAUCGACUUUCUGUGUUCCUUGUAUUUUCUGCAACUCUACCUCGUCACAUUAAUGGAACAGAAGCAAUUCAGAAGUACUUGACACCACAGACAGCCACUACAGUCACUGCAUCCAUAAUUAGUUUCAUAAUUAUCAUGCUUCUGAACAUGCUGUAUGAAAGAGUAGCAAUAAUGAUAACAGAUUUCGAACUACCAAGGACAAAGACUGACUAUGAAAACAGUCUAACUACAAAGAUGUUUAUGUUCCAGUUCGUAAACUACUACUCCUCAUGUUUUUAUAUUGCAUUUUUCAAGGGGAAAUUUGUAGGGUAUCCAGGAGAUCCAGUGUAUUGGUUUGGAAGAUAUCGUAAUGAGGAAUGUGAUCCUGGUGGAUGCCUACUGGAACUUACAACACAGCUGACAAUUAUAAUGGGAGGUAAAGCCAUCUGGAAUAACAUACAGGAAAUACUUGUACCCUGGAUUAAGAACCUUAUUAGUCGCUGUCGCUCUCCAGGCACAGAAAGGAUAAUGCCACGCUGGGAACAAGACUAUCACUUGCAACCUAUAGGCAAACUGGGAUUAUUCUAUGAAUACCUCGAGAUGGUUAUUCAGUUUGGAUUUGUCACGUUGUUUGUAGCCUCAUUUCCACUUGCGCCCCUGUUGGCGCUUGUUAAUAAUUUGUUGGAAAUUAGGGUUGACGCUUGGAAGAUGACCACUCAGUUUAGGCGUAUGGUACCAGAAAAAGCACAGGGAAUUGGCGCCUGGCAGCCAAUCAUGCAGGGAGUAGCGAUUCUGGCUGUGGUGACAAAUGCUAUGAUAAUUGCAUUUACAUCUGACAUGAUACCUCGUUUAGUUUAUUACUGGUCUUUCUCCGUACCACCCUAUGGAACAAACAGUGAUUAUACAAUGGAAGGAUACAUUAAUAAUACACUCUCAGUUUUUAACAUAAAAGAUUUCAGAAAUCAAAGCAGGCCUGAUCCACUACCUUGGUUUGGUGACGGAACUACAUGCAGAUACCGUGAUUUCCGUUAUCCACCUGGCCAUGAGCAUCAGUAUGAGCACAAUGUAUAUUACUGGCACGUUAUAGCAGCCAAGCUUUCUUUCCUCAUUGUUAUGGAGCAUAUUGUCUACUUUGUGAAGUUUAUUAUAUCAUACAUAAUACCAGAUAUUUCCAAUGAGACCAAAGAAAAAAUCAAGAGAGAAAAGUACCUGACCCAGAAACUUUUGCAUGAGAGUCGUUUAAAGCUUGUGAAAAAACAAAUGGGGAACAUUGCUGAUAGAAUGUUAAAAGGAAUUGACAGCCCAUUUGUAAAUAAAUUAGAGUAAACAUUUAUCAACAUGAAGCAUGAAGAUAUGAAGUAACUGUGGUAAAAAAAAAAACUGGAUGGAACGGCACCUCUAUUAUCGCUGAGUGAAAUAUUGUUAGCUUUUCCUGGUAAUAUGUAUCCUAUUCUUGCCGUGCAAUGAGGACAAUUUGCAUUGAUGAAGUGAUGAAACAUUGUAGGAAAUUGUUACUAAUUUAGAUAAUAUACUUGCAGGCGGUUGCAUACAAGUAACUAGAGUUGAAUUCAUAAGACAAGGCAUUGUCCUAGCACUGUCUGCAAGAUUGGAUGACAACUUUACUCUCAGUUAACUGUUGUGGAGCCUUUCUCUAUUUUACAUUGCCAUUAUCUAUGAAUGAAUUGACGUCAAUUCAUUUUUAUGCCACUGUCACCAAAGGUGCUAAGCUAGAUCCUGGACACCUCACAACUUGACUGAUCGGCUUGUGCACAGCCUCUGGUUUCAUUCCUUGUGAUGUCCUGAGAUAUACAGUAUGUUGCUUGUUUUUUUAUAAACUGGAGCUGAAAAAAACAGUACACUGUACUCCAUAUACAUGUGGCAGUUUAUCAGAUAUUCGUUGUUUGUUAUGCCUGGUUCAUAUGUUAUAAUAGAUACAGAUUGCUGUAUAAUGUAAAACAGGGGUUUAUAGAAUGGCAGCAAUGAAAUUCACUUGCAGACCUGGUGAAAAAUAUUUUAGUUCUAAAUGAAUAAACUACAAUGAACCAUUCAAUAUGUACACUAAGAACCUUGUAUACUGGAUUUACAUGUGACUAGGUGGCGAGAUAGUACAGGAGGUUUGCAUUCUGCCCCCAGGCUUUAUGUUGAAAACCCUUGUUCUAAAGGGAAAAUGUGCCACAAAUUAUUCUGUUAAAGAGAAAAAAAACAUUGUAUAGCUAGCUUUGCUUCCUCAAAUUUUAGCCUCUGGGACUAAUAUUUGUUUUGGUGCUGUUAUUUUUUUUUUUAAAGGGACAUGAAACCUAAAUAUUUUCUUUCCUGAUUAAGAUAGAGCAUGUAAUUUUAAACCACUUUCCAAUUUAUUUUAUAACAAUUUGUUUUAUUCUCUUUGUAUCCUUUGUUAAAAAGUAUACUUAGGUAGGCUCAGAAGCUGCUGAUUGGUUGCUGAACGUAUAUACCUCUUGUCAUUUGCUUUUAGCUAUCUCCCUGUAUUGCAUUGCUGCUCCUUAAACAAUUUAUGUCAAUAGAAUAAAGCAAUUUAAUUAAAAGAUCAUACAAUUUUAUACAACUUUCCAAUUUACUAAACUUCUAAAUCAUGAAAGAAAAAUUGUGUGUUUCAUGUCCCUUUAAUCUUAUUUCCAACUGGGUCUGCUGUUAGAUUAAAUACCACUAGAAAAUUAUUCUUAACAGUGCCAAAAUGUAAAAUAAUUGAAUCAUCCAUAUACAGACUUUGAGAAUGAACAGGUAAUAACCACUAUUAAGAAGUGUUUGCUAACUUUUCUUAUUUGCAAACGUUUCAGUUUGUUGCCUUUUUUAGCAACAAAAUUGUUAAAAUUUGUGAUAAUUAACACAUUAAGAAAUUCUGAAAACCUGACUCAUCAAGUUUUGAGUGUACCUUGUGCUACUGGUGCUAGUCUAAAUUUAUCAACAUCACUUCCAGUCUUCAGUGUGCAGUUGUAUGUGACAUUUUUGUCUAAUUGUAAUUACCAAAUGUUCACUUGGGCAUACUCCGUAAAAAUGUAGCCUGUAUAGAAGAAUCAGACAGUUUUGUGAAGUAUAAUGGUUAUAGCAAAAGAAGGUUAGAACCCUAUAUAAUGCCAAGGUACGUUGUUAAAGCCCAUUCUUACAUUAAAGUGAUGGUAAAGUUUCCAAUUUGUAUAAUCGGAUCCAGAACGGAAACUUAUUUUAGAUGGGCUUUAAUUCAUUCUUUCUAAUGAAUAUAUGCAAUAACUUAGUUAUUUCUAAUACCCCUGCAGCUCACUUCAAAAGUAUUUUUUUUUUUUUGUGAGCUAAUGCUUCUGACUCCAAUCAGAGCUCUAGCCAUAUGGCACUUACAAAAAAAAAUUUCUAGCUAGAGCGCCGAUUGGAGAACAGUCAAAACGGUUAGCUCACAAGAUAAAUUACUUUUGAAGUGGGCGGUCAAAAGCACAGGGUAAUAGAAUUUCAUUGCUAUAUUAAAAAGUAAGUCCUACUAAAAUAUUAUUUCCAUUCAGCUCUGAUUUUACGAAUUAGAAACUUUAUCAUCACUCUGACCAUUAUAGUUUAAAAAAAAAUGACAUGCUGCUUUAUUAGAUAAUGUAAUUUUAUCACUUUCGAUCCUGCAUACCUAUAUGUUUUAACUCCUGCAAAUGGGUUAAACACAAAGGUACACUACCACUCUGGGGCCACACUGCUUGUCCCAAGCAGAAAAUUCUGCUGACCAAAUCGGUAACACUAUGCACUACCCAAUUUUGCAACUAGCACCACUGAUCACAUUGAUCUCUGUAACUCUCAUUACAUUUACACACAGCUUUUUAAGAUAUAUCUAUCUUCUUCUCCUCUGAGAGUGUAAUACUCCAAGAGGUAUAGAAAAAUAUUUUAUUAAAAAAUCUGUAGACUUACCUUUUUAAUAUGAUCCUUUAUUCAGUGCACUAACACUUUUUUCAGCUAAUAUUAUAUUUAAAUCCUAUUUAUGUUUUGUACCUUAUUACAAAUAAACUACCAAUGUGUUGCAAUCACCAGAUACUUUUCAAAAUUGUUGUUAAGGUCACUCUAGAUCAGGGACGAACAAACUACAGGCUACGAGCCUUUCAAGGAUUUUUUGUGUCCCUCAACACAACUAAAUAGAAAUCAGUAAUUUAUCGAAAAAGAAGUUUCACAAUUUUCAUUAAUAAUUAUGCAUGUGUAUUUGUGCCAAAUUUUGUACAUUUUAUUAUUAUAUAUUAACAGUAACAAUUAUUUUUUUAGUUUAAAAUAUGAUUAUAAUAAAUGUAUUUAUUAUUUUUUAAUUGUAUUUUGUGAUACCCUACAAUUAGUGCCUCCCUAUAAAAAAACAUUUUGGCACCCCUGCUUUAUAGUAGACAUAGAGUCUAAAGAAGACCCUUUCUUUAUUUUUUCUUUAGUAAUAUUUAAAGAAAAAAUGUUAUUCCCUGGUGAUCAACUUCAGCCAUUUUUGCUACCAGAACAUGUUUUUGGUAUACAAUAAACCUUCUUGCUACAAAUAUUUGAGCUAUAUAUUGAACUAGAAGCAAGCAAGAUAACUAGUUUAUUUACUUAGGUGUAUUCAUUGCAACUUUCAGGUUUAAGAGACAGUCUACACUAGAAUUUUUAUUGUUUAAAAAUAUAGAUAAUCCCUUUUGUACCCAUUCCAUAGUUUUGCAUAACCGAUACAGUUAUAUAAAUACACUUUUUUACCACUGUGAUUACCUUGUAUCUAAGCCUCUGCAAACUGCCCCCUUUAUUUCAGUUCUUUUGACAGGCAUCCAUUUUAGUCAAUCAGACCUGGCUCACUGGAACUCAACAUGCGUGAGCACAGUGUUAUCUAUAUGAUACACAUGAACUAACACCCUCUAGUGGUUAAAAACUGUCAAAAUGCCCUGAGAGAAGAGGCAGCCUUCAAGGGCUUAGAAAUUAGCAUAUGAACCUCCUAGGUUUAGCUUUCAACUAAGAAUACAAAGAGAACAAAGCAAAAUUGGUGAUAAAAGUAAAUUGGAAAAUUGUUUAAAAUUACAUUCUCUAUCUGAAUCAUGAAAGUUUAUUUUGGACUAGACUGUCCGUUUAAACUUCAGGAUAUUUGAUGCAAUUCUUGUUACUGAGCAUAAAGUUCAAUGUUUCUGACAAAAAAAAAUAAAUAGGCAGUAUUUAUAUCUCUGCGUCACACACAUUUGUAAACUUGAGAUUUUUAUGACGGACUUUGAUCAUGGUGUCCUUUUUUUAUUUUUUAUAUAUUCUGUUUAAAUGUUAGUAAAAAAAAAAAAAAAGGUAUUUGAAUGCAACAAUAAAAACCUUUAUGAACUGACUUAAGGCAGAUAAGACUAAAACUAUACCAGUUGAACGACACCAUUCUGAGCAUCAUAAGACUGGGAAAAGACUUAAGCAAUGUUUUAAUGAAACUGGACAGAUGAUAGUGUAUGAAUAGCUACACAGUGAGGACAUGCUCUGCUCUUAAAUAAAAACCAAUCUGGUAUCCAGCUUCUCCAGCAGGAAUCAGAGAUCUAAUUACCCUAUCUAUGCAAGAGAUUUUGGCAACGAGUUGCUGAAUUUACACUAAUGUUUGCUUCAAGACCAGAGUGCUUUUCUAUACUUAUUAUUCCUUACAAUGUAUGCCAUUUAGUGCACAUUUACACCACUAUAAUGAUUUAUUUAUUCUAUAUCAAAUUAUCUAUGUAACGCAACAGAUUAUUUCAAUAUUUUGACAUCUAAUAUGCAUUUAUGUACAACUGAUAGCUUCUGUUUUAUUAUACAGGGAGGCUAUGUUCUUCAUGGUUUUUAAUAUUGUAAAGAUCAUGCUGAAAUGUGAUUUGUUUCUAUGUAUACAUUGUAUUUGGUGUUUGCCUGUUUUAUUGUGCAAGCAAACUAUUUUUAUUAAAAUUAUUUUGUCUACUGUUAAUAAAUUUCAUAUAAAAGA